AUGUCGAUAGAGGAGAGUGCAUGCGAGAAGCACUUCAGCGACACGACGAUCCAAGAGAAGGAUGGCAGAUUUGUCGUCAGUCUACCAAAGAAGGAGUCAGUAAUUUGCAAACUUGGUGAAUCGAAAGCGACCGCGUUAAAACGAUUUUUGGGCAUCGAAAGUCGUCUGAUGGCAAAUGAAACCCUAAGGCUCCUCUAUACGGAAUUCAUUCAUGAAUACAUGCUUAUGGGCCAUAUGGUAGAAACAAAUGAUUAUGAAGCUGAAGGGCGAACAUAUUACAUGCCGCAUCAUGCUGUCAUCAAGCCUGACAGUACCACAACGAAACUUCGCGUUGUGCCCUGUCGUUCAGGAGGAUCUCCUCACGAUUAUACUUCGUUUUCGCUGCCACAUGAUCGCCGUAGUGGCCGACGUCGCAAAGAUGUGCAAAGAAUCCUUUGGCGAGAUUCUCCUAGCGAUCCUGUCAAGAGUUAUAAACUCACCACGGUGACGUACGGGACAGCAUCUGCCCCAUAUCUGGCGACGAAAUGCUUGCAAACCCUGGCAAAGCAAGGAUGCCAGAGCUACCCCAUCGGAGCGAGAGCAGUAGAUAAAGACUUUUAUGUCGACGACAUGCUAUCGGGGGCAGAUUCAAUUGAGCAAGCACGCGAGCUGGUGUCACAAACAAGCCAGCUUUUGAAAUCAGCAGGUUUUAUGCUGCGGAAAUGGCGAACUAACAAAAAAGAGGUGCUAAAAGAUCUGCCGCCCCACCUGUGCGAUGAAGAGGGUACCAAAGAACUGGAUUCCUCGAGUGCGGCAGUGAAAACUCUUGGUUUACUGUGGAAUUCGUACAGCGACAAUUUUCGAUUCAAUGUACCAAAAUGGAAUAGCAGUGCUAUCGUCACGAAGAGAGUCGUCCUGUCUGAUGCCGCUCGCAUAUUCGACCCGCUAGGCUUGGUAAGUCCUGUCGUUAUCCUAGCGAAGGUAUUUUUACAAGAUUUGUGGAAGGAAAAGAUUGAGUGGGAUAUGCCAUUACCUGAAGAGUUCGAAGCAUAUUGGUUGGAGUUUCGGAGAAAUAUGAUGAGCCUUGAUACCAUCACUGUACCGCGUUGGAUUGGUGCCAGCUCAAAAUGUAUAGAAGUGGAGUUGCAUGGGUUCUGCGAUGCCUCCGAGAAGGCAUACGGAGCCUGCAUUUACCUGAGAAGUGUAUGGGAUGAUGAUACCGUAGCCGUACGUCUGCUAACGUCUAAAUCCAAAGUUUCACCGUUGGAAGAUUUAAAGAGGAAGAAGAAGAAACAGUCUAUUUCACGCUUAGAGCUGUCGUCUGCGAUGCUAUUGAGUCACCUGUAUGAAGAGGUCAGAAGCACCAUCUCCUUUGGUUCCAAGGUUACGUUCUGGACCGACUCCAUGAUCGUUAAGUGCUGGCUAGCUUCGACUCCAUCUCGCUGGCAGCCGUUCGUAGCUAACAGGGUCUCUGACAUCCAACAUCACACGAAAGGCAGUACAGUAUUUUUUUAA
This is a messenger RNA of Wyeomyia smithii (pitcher-plant mosquito), 1494 nucleotides long. RefSeq lists its product as uncharacterized. Lineage: Eukaryota; Metazoa; Arthropoda; Insecta; Diptera; Culicidae. The coding region runs from base 1 to 1494 and encodes 497 amino acids. The record is from RefSeq and is a predicted model, not a curated record. The transcript is spliced from 3 exons.